AUGGCGAAAUCACGCAUCGUUAAACUUCUUCCCACUCCACUUCUCCUCCCACUCCCUGGCCACUCUCAACUUUUCCCCUGCGUCCAACACCAUUCGCACAUCCAGCUGAAGGAGGUGCAGGAGGAGUUAAAAGCCGUGGGCAGGCGAUCAGAGGAGCAGGCGCGGAAUGCUGCCCUGGACAAGGAGGCCUUGGAGCAGCGCUCGUCAGCAGAGCAGGCUGAGCUGGUGGACAGGCUGGCGGCGCAGGCAGAGAAGCUAGUGAAGGUUUCCAAGGAUCUGGAGGAGAGCCGGGCGGAAGAGGCCAAGCUGAGGGAGGAGAUGAAGGAGAAGGCGGCGCAGGCAGAGAAGCUAGUGAAGGUUUCCAAGGAUCUGGAGGAGAGCCGGGCGGAAGAGGCCAAGCUGAGGGAGGAGAUGAAGGAGAAGGCGGCGCAGGCAGAGAAUCUAGUGAAGGUUUCCAAGGAUCUGGAGGAGGCGUACAAGGAGGAGGCUAAGCAACAUGAAGAGGGAGAUUUGUUGGGGGCUGCCGCUGGUGUAUGCGUAAUGGCAACCGCUCAGCAGCUGGGCAAGGUUCGGGUGAAUGCACGGUUACGGCCGCUGAGUAAGAGGGAGGAGCAGGCGGGCCAGCACUCGGUGCUGGAGAGGCUGGACGAGUACACGCUGCGGCACCCCGACACCAAGGGUGGGGAGCCCAAGCUGUACGAAUUCAACCAAGUCUUUGACCACAACGCCACUCAACAGGCGAUGUUUAAAGACACACAACCAGUGCUCAACGUUCUCACUCUAUGGGCCCUUGCCCCCUACCCCCCCCCUUCCCCGCUCCCCUCCCAACCGACUCCCGGCCCCCUUCCUCCCCUGCAGUACCUGAUCCCGUCGGUCUUUGACGGGUACAACGAGCUCUUAGACGUGAUGAAGAAGGAGGAAGGGAGCAAGACCUACAAGCUGCAGGUGCGCAUGCUGGAGCUGUACCGGGACACGCUGGAGGACCUCCUGCUGCCCGAGAAUACUCGCGACAAGCCGAAACUGAAGAUCAGGGAAUCUGCCAGAGGCAUGGUGAUGGUGGUGAAGGCGACUCUCAUUGAGGGCGUGUUCUAUGUGGAGAAUGAGACAUUGCUUGCAGUGAAGGACCUGCAACACCUGCAGACGGUGGUGCGGGAGGGGAUGGAGAGGCGCAUAGUGGCUCCCACACACAUGAACGCGGAGAGUUCAAGGUCGCACCUGGUGAUCUCCAUCAUUGUGGAGACCACCGACCUGCUCACCAAUAGCGUGUGUUGCGGAAAGCUGUCCUUUGUAGACCUCGCCGGAUCAGAGAACCUGGAUAAGUCGGGGUCAGUGGUCGUGCAGCAAAAGGAAGCCAGCGCGAACAACACAUCGCUGUCCGCCUUGGUGGGCGUCUUCACUUCUCUGGCUCAGGGCAAAGGGCAAGGGUUCACGUACCGCGGCAACGAUCUCACGGAGCUCCUAAGCGACUCGCUGGGAGGCAACGCCAAGACGCUAAUGUUCGUCAAUGUAUCCCCGGCCAACGGAAACCUGGGCGAGACUGCCAGGGACCGUCCCUUGAGAGCAGACUCACCUGCAGGAGCUACAGCAGAUGGGGGUGUGUUGUUGCUGGAGGAAGAGGGUUGCUGGAGGGAGAGGGUUGCUGGAGGAAGAGGGUUGCUAGGCCAUUGGCAGAAGCAGGAAGAGGUUUGGGGGCAGAGGGAUAGAGAGGUCCGGGGGCAAAGGGAUAGGGAGGUUGGGGGACGGAGGGGUAGAGGUGUUGCAGGACAGAGGGAUGGUGCAGUUGAGGGAGAGUAG
Molecule: messenger RNA, 1794 nt
Organism: Closterium sp. Naga37s-1
Lineage: Eukaryota; Viridiplantae; Streptophyta; Zygnematophyceae; Desmidiales; Closteriaceae
Source: the annotation of a GenBank genome assembly